AGUACAAAAUAUGAGGAAGUGAGUGUGGGUAGCUGUGAAAGUGAAAGUAGAGCAGAAAGUAGGGCUUUGUGUUCAGACUGUGUUUGUUUUUCAUCUUCGCAACACAGUCCUUCUUCGGGCAGGCCGAGCUACAGUGUAGCAAGAAGCAGGGAGACAGAGAGCCAAAAAACGUUAAGCAGGAUCGACAGGCCAUAAGGGGCUGCUGAAGCCAGUCAGGAAAGGAGGGGGGAGCUGCAGACAGGCAGGCCGUGAGAGAAUAAGUUAAUGUUCACCACGCAGAUCUACAGCUAAACAGCGGGGGAGGUAAGAGGAAAACAAAAGACGAGACAAAGGAAAAACAAGAAACUAGACCAAAACAGCAGGUGAAUCCCAGGAGAGAGGAGGCAGAAUUUAAGAGAAAACACUAGCAUUGCACAGAGGGGGAGGUACACAGGAUUCACAGCAACAGAGGGAUGAGAAAACAAGCUGGAAGGCAGCAGUGUUGACAGCAACAGUCACUAUAGAAGAAAAAGCAAGAGAGUAAAUGUGUAAAUGUGAUAAAAACAAAGGGACAGAUACUUGAAAGCAGGUAGACACUUCACACACACACACACAGGCUAGUUUUCCGCGUGGGUGACAGUAACUCAAUAUUUACAAGCAGCAGAGUCAAUUGAAUUAUCCAGUUUAGCCAGAGAGCAGCUGAGGUUAUUCACAGGGCAGAUAUACCUGUAGACAAUACCAUGGAAACUGGAAAUCAGUCAGGACAGGAGGAUUUGCCCAGCGAUGGAACCUGCGAUGCCUGUGAGCCUGAUGAACCACAGCAGGCUGUGAAGUUCUGCCAGGACUGCAACUUUGCAUUCUGCGCAGUGCAUGCUGACAAACACCAUAAGAGCAGCCGCCACCAGCUACAGGACUGGGGUUCUACAGGACAGGGCGAGGAAAUAGCACCAGGGACAGGGGAGGCAGUGGGGAAGCCAGAGAGCCCAGAGGGGGAAGCUGAUGUAGAUGAGGGGGAGGAGGGAGCAGUUGGCGUGAGUGCAGAAGCUGCAGCCUCUCCCAGUAGGGUGGCAGAGGAGACUGUGAAGGAUGUUAUUACCAAAGCCAGGAACACUGCCACUGUGGAGAGGCUGCGGUGUACAGAGCAUGGCCAGGAGGGGACUCUGUACUGUAAACCAGACGAGAAAAUCAUCUGCGUGAUGUGUGCCGUACAGGGGGCUCACCGGGAGCACCAGAUCAUCACUCUGAGGGAGGCGUACCUGGCUUUUAAAGAGAAAGAAGCAGCGGAUCUGCUAGGGGCCACAAUGCAAAUGGCAGAAAACAUAAAGGUGAAAUGGACUGAUCCUAAUAUGGGGACAGAGGAGCUGCAGGCCUUCGUUCAUGGGCAGUUUGAUGAACUGCAUCGGCUGGUGCUGCUGGAGGAGAAGCGUGCACUGCACCUUGUCGACCUGAAGGAGGCGGUAGCAAUAUCUCAGACGGCCGAGAAGAUGGCGGAGAUCAGUGCCGAGACAGAGAAGCUGAAAGAAGAGAUGGCUGACAUCACCAAGAAGCUCAGUGCCAUUGACCACGGGGAAGAACCUAACCCUGCAGAUAUGAUGACAACGCUGAGGAAGGAGUCACGGCGUGACCCCCCAGGCAGCGCAGGGUCAGCAUCAAACCACGCCCCCUAACACAGAGCCACGCCCUCCUCUGUGCCCUGGAGCUGCAGAUUCUUAAACCUUUAAGGAAUACUCUCUGAAUUGUAAAGGGUUAUUUAAUAUUGUUUACACAAGCGUUGAGAGAUCUAGCAUGGAAUAACCUUUUUAAAUUCGAUGCUGCUCAGUGAAUAUUUCUUUUCAAUUUGGAAUCUGUCUUUAGUCAUUCAUUCUAAUCCAAUGACGGGCAUUCUCACUGUUCCAAAUUACAUCGCUUUGCUAAGCAGAUGUGGAGCUUCACCUAAGAAAAGUCAUUUUCUCUAGCUUAUAUCAUACUUGUUAAAUAAACGUUUAACCUCUUUGGGGGCUUGUGGGCUAUUCUGCUGUCCUCAUUUUUGUAAUUCCUGUAUUAUUCUAUGAAUGUUCAUUGUGUAUCCAGGGCCGGAUUAACCCAUCGCUGGGCCCUAGGCAAGCAUACACUUGCAGGCCCCCUACCCCUGAACAAACAGCCGCACACAUAUACACACACCUCUAUAUACAUUACAGCCUUUAUAACAAGCACUCCACCCUUUCACAACAGGUAGAAUUCUCAGUUUGAAGUUAUUAUGAAUGACUGGAUGAAUCUGACAGAAAAUUUAACUGUAGGGGGUAUGCUAAAUACAUUUCAGAAUAAAACCGGAAGAAACGGAAUCCUGCGUUAAAUCCUGUAGCACAGCUCGACAACGACUUUUCCUGAUUUACUGAAUAAAAAGGCAACAGUUCAAACAAACAAUGAAUACCAUAUGAAGUUGAAAAAGGUAAUAUGAAGGGUGCUCAAACUUUUUUUCACUAACUGUAGCUCCACAAUAGUCCACAAAAAUAAAUCGUAAAACACAAACAUGCCUGUACAUUGUUGUGUAGACAAAUACUUUACAGUUUACUGCAUGCAAAAUCGUCAAUGUUUCCUUGUUUUUUUGUUGAUCGGGUGGGUUUUGCUUCAUUAAAGAAAAUGCCCUUUUCUCAAGAGCAGAGAAAUCGCCAAUGUGUUGGCAUACAAGUAAAUUCAGGUGUUACAUAUGGUAGAUGUCUGUACCCUAUAGAAUUCUGUACCCUUGAUGAUUCCACACCGACACACCUGCGCGUGUGGUGCUUUCUGUGCCCCCCUGUAAUUGGUUGUUGUUUGUCUGUGUGCGGCUGAGGACCAAUGGGAUGUGUGUAAGCUCUGGUACCCGAUUAGAAUAAAGGGGCAGAGCUACAUUAUAUAAGGACGCUUCGCUGCCAAAUGUGUUGUUGAUGUUCUGAAAGCUGAUUGCUGUAUUUAAAUCCUGUAUUGUAUCCAGUGUUGCUGACCGAGCUGUGGACUCGGGACCGGGUGCUGUGAGAGUGUCCAGUGGUGCUGUAACAGAGAGGUCGACUCUGGUGUUGGAGGUCGUGAGAGUGUCCACUUUGCCACAGUUACCUAUAUGCAUCCAUAUAUUGAUGUACAUAUAUUCUUAAUAAGUUUUUAACUUAACGCCUACAUUUGAAUUCAUAUUUUUCAGACACCAGAAACAUUUUUGUAAAUAGCAUAAAAUCACUUUCUGCUUGAGGCUGCAUUUUAAACUGUACACGAAAACCUGUAACGCGUAUAUCAAACACCCACAGGUCAAAUAAGAUACAAGAUAGCUUAGUUACACAAGACACAAUUAAAGCUAGCAUCUCAUUGUAACAUAUUACUAAGGAACAACCCUUGAAUAAAUAUUAGAUUUUUUAUCAGUUACUACAAUACUUUGUGCUUAAGAAUGAUGGCAGGGAAAGGUAAGCCUCCAUUGUCUCUUGUUUAACUAAGCCAUUGAAUUCAGGUUUAUUCUUUAAUUUGUCCCUUUUUAGGCAUGUUUAAAGGGCUGCUACUUGGCUUUAUGUACGUUUCAUAUUUUGAUCACAUAGUAUACAAAAGAAGCCCUGCUGCUUUGACCACAGCCUGCAUCAAGUAAAUACCCAUAAUAGUCAUCCUUCAAAAAAUAAAAUGCUGCACAUACCUUUCUACAGCACAUAUAAAAACCCCAUCCCCCAACCCGAAAGCAAUGGUACAUCCUGUCAGGUGUGGUAGACAUGUCUGGGUUAUGCAUUCUCCAGUGCUGGGCUGAACAGUGACUGUAUUUUGAAUUGUUAUUAUUUCAUUGAUCUAAAUGCAUACUCAUAUUUUAUUAAAUGUCCAGUUUGAACACA
Messenger RNA from Acipenser ruthenus (sterlet), 3797 nucleotides. RefSeq names its product tripartite motif-containing protein 44-like. Lineage: Eukaryota; Metazoa; Chordata; Actinopteri; Acipenseriformes; Acipenseridae. Bases 720 to 1646 code for a protein of 308 amino acids. The transcript has 5 exons. Gene Ontology annotation, molecular function: zinc ion binding. The record is from RefSeq and is a predicted model, not a curated record.